AUGUCUUUCUCUGGAAAAUACCAGCUUGAGUCUCAGGAGAACUUUGAGCCUUUCAUGAAGGCUGUUGGUUUGUCUGAUGAGAUCAUUCAGCAAAUCAAAGAUCUUAAGAGCAUCUCUGAGAUCGAGGAGAAUGGUGACACCUUCAAAGUGACAGUCACAACUGGCUCACAUGCCAUUGUCAGCAAUUUCACUAUCGGAAAGGAGGCUGAACUACUGUCGCCCACUGGAGAGAAAGUCAAGGGGGUGGUUCAGCGUGAAGGCAAUAAGCUGAAGACCACCCUGAAGAACAUCGUGUCAGUCACGGAACUGGUGGAUGCAAACACACUGAUUUCAACACUGACUCUUGGGAACAUUGUACACAAGAGGACAAGCAAACGCAUCUAA
Pelmatolapia mariae (spotted tilapia) is the source of this 384-nucleotide messenger RNA. RefSeq names its product fatty acid-binding protein, liver-type-like. Gene Ontology annotation, cellular component: cytosol; nucleus. The transcript has 4 exons. The coding region runs from base 1 to 384 and encodes 127 amino acids. The record is from RefSeq and is a predicted model, not a curated record. Gene Ontology annotation, molecular function: fatty acid binding. Gene Ontology annotation, biological process: fatty acid transport. Lineage: Eukaryota; Metazoa; Chordata; Actinopteri; Cichliformes; Cichlidae.